Eimeria maxima is the source of this 1212-nucleotide messenger RNA. Its product is annotated as Casein kinase one (CK1), putative. Gene Ontology annotation, molecular function: protein serine/threonine kinase activity; ATP binding. NCBI's taxonomy places the organism in Eukaryota, Apicomplexa, Conoidasida, Eucoccidiorida, Eimeriidae. Gene Ontology annotation, cellular component: cytoplasm; nucleus. The coding region runs from base 1 to 1212 and encodes 403 amino acids. The record is from RefSeq and is a predicted model, not a curated record. The transcript is spliced from 6 exons. Gene Ontology annotation, biological process: signal transduction; peptidyl-serine phosphorylation.
AUGGCUGCCCCCCCCGCUGCUGCCCCCUCAACAAGGGGAGCAGCAGGGGGAGUACGGGGUGUUGCAGGAGCAGGGGCAGCAGGACUUGGGGCGACUGCAGUUGGCACUCCAGCCCCCGCGGCGGCAGCAGCAGCAGCAGCCGCAGCGUUAGGAGCGGUUGCUGCAGUUGCAGGCGGCGUGCCUUCACUGUCUCGUGUAGCUCUGAGCCAAGCAGCACCGCCUGCAUGCAUCAACGGCGUUUAUCGCGUCGGGAGGAAAAUCGGAAGCGGCUCCUUCGGGUGUCUGUACGAAGGGGUGGAUCAGCGAGGCAGAGAAGUGGCUAUUAAGCUGGAGCCUGCCAACACCAAACACCCACAGUUACUUUAUGAGGCACGAAUCAUCAAGUUCCUGCAAGGAGGAGUCGGCAUUCCCGUGUGCUUCUGGUACGGUCUGGAGGGAGAGUGGCAUGCAAUGGUCAUGGAGAGGCUGGGUCACUCCCUGGAGUAUUUGUUCAAUGCCUCUCAGCGCGUCUUCAGUCUUCCUACAGUGUUGCAGCUCGGUAUUCAAAUGCUAGACCGCCUGGCAUACAUACACCAGCGAAACUGCAUCCAUCGCGACGUGAAGCCUGACAACUUCCUGGUUGGGCGGCACGCGGACGGCUUUCGGGUGUACUUAAUUGACUUUGGUCUUGCGAAAAAGUACAGGGACAGCCACGGCAAACAUAUUCCGUAUAAGGAGGGCAAAAACCUCACAGGCACUGCUCGUUACGCCUCACUCGCCACGCAUUUGGGGGUGGAGCAAGCGCGGCGGGAUGACCUGGAAGGCUUGGGCUACGUGUUGCUGUAUUUCAUGAGGGGGUCGCUGCCGUGGCAGGGGCUGAAGGCGACGAAUGCUCCGGACCACAACUAUUUGAGGGGCCUGUUCUUAGAAGAACUGCAGCAGCAACCCAAGCUGCUGCUGGCUCCUUUCGAUUGGAUCCCGAUCGUGGGUUGCUGCUCCUGCGCAGCGUGCAAGCGACAGGGGCCCCUGUCCAGUGUUCAGCAGCAAGAAGAGCAGCUGAGACAGGUGGGUCUCUGUCUAGGCAAAGCCGGAGGCUCGGCAACACAGAGGACAGCAGCGUGGCGUUCGUCGCCUGUUCAACGGCAGCAGCAAUUGCAGCAGCUACAGCAACAGGAACCUGAGCAGUGGAGGCCGUGGAGGCCCCAAAGAGGGCGGGCCGCUCGGUGCACAUAG